Molecule: messenger RNA, 1507 nt
Organism: Hermetia illucens (black soldier fly)
Lineage: Eukaryota; Metazoa; Arthropoda; Insecta; Diptera; Stratiomyidae
Product: growth hormone-inducible transmembrane protein
Exons: 7
Coding region: 215-1219 (334 amino acids)
Cellular component (GO): mitochondrial inner membrane
Source: RefSeq, a predicted model, not a curated record
UUCACAAAUAAAAUCAUUUGAAAGCUGUCAAAUACAUUUUAGCCGUGCGGUUUGCUCUGCAAGUUUAGCACAAAAUUGCAUUAGUUGGAAGUGAUCGUUACAGUUACUUUUAUCUGGAGUAGCUGCAGCUUGCGUUAUUAAGUGUUUCCAUUCGGGCUUUUCGAUCCAAUAUUAAGGUUGCUCAUUUGUUUCGUACGUAAAUAUUUGAGUGAAGAUGCUUUUGCGUGUGGCAUUAGGACGGCCAGUUUUGACUACUUCGUUGGCCAAAACCACUUUUCAAGUAAAUUUUCGUCAACAGCCACUUUUGCUACGACAAUUUGCUAGAGACAGUCGCGGAUCUUAUAUUCGAACGCAACUGAAGCAGAAACCGACCUUGAAGGAAAGGAUUUUGGCACCGGCAGGCCCAAAUGCAUUUGCGAUUGGGAAAGGAGCACUUGCCGGCGGCUCAGUGCUUGGACUGGGCGCACUUUGCUACUAUGGACUCGGACUUGGAAGUCAGACUAACACUCUGAAUAAUGCAAUGUUAUGGCCGGAGCAUGUGAAGCAAAGAAUUCGUAGUACUUACGCUUAUUUCGGCGGAUCAAUUUUAAUUUCAGCUGCAAGUGCCGUGGCAGUUUUCCGCUCGCCGCGUAUGAUGAGUCUGGUGUCCAGGAAUGGUUUUUGGUCUAUAAUGGCAACAAUGGCUGCUAUGAUUGGGAGUGGAAUGGUGACUCGUAGCAUUCCCUACGAACAAGGGGUUGGCACUAAGCAACUGGCUUGGCUUGUACAUUGCGGUAUACUAGGAGCUGUAAUUGCUCCAAUGUGCUUCCUUGGGGGACCAAUCCUCACACGAGCUGCUUGCUACACCGCUGGCGUUGUCGGAGGACUGUCGGCAGUUGCUGUUUGUGCACCAAGCGAUAAAUUCCUCUACAUGGGCGGUCCACUGGCAAUCGGUUUGGGAGUCGUGUUCGCAUCAUCUCUUGGCUCAAUGUUUCUGCCCCCAACCACAGCUCUUGGCGCGGGUCUUUACUCAAUGUCUUUGUACGGAGGUCUCCUUCUCUUCAGUGGCUUCCUUUUGUACGAUACACAACGAAUAAUUCGCAAAGCUGAAACAUAUCCAUUGUAUGCAGCUAGGCCUUACGAUCCGAUUAAUGCAGCGAUCUCUAUCUACCUGGACACAUUGAACAUUUUCAUCCGCAUUGCAUCGAUCUUGGCUGGUGGUGGAGGCAGGAGGAAAUAAAUUAGAAAGUGGCGAGAACAGAUUAGCAUGUAACGAUUUUUUUUUUAAUUUACUAGUAACCUUUUAUUUAUUGUAUUUUACUUCACAAAGUGAUUACUGACCGCAUUAAGUACCAUCAGAAACUGGACUCUUGGAUUAGUAUAUUAUGCACAUAAAUAAAUUCCGAUCGGAAAGACUAUUGUAAAUACUUAAAAAAUCGUUAAAUGGAAAGAGUUUUAUAAACUAGUUCCGGGGCUGUGUACGUUGAUAAGUCGAUUUCGCUUUAAUAAAAUUAUUUUAAAUCUAAAA